Messenger RNA from Penicillium soppii, 1020 nucleotides. RefSeq names its product thioesterase family protein. Lineage: Eukaryota; Fungi; Ascomycota; Eurotiomycetes; Eurotiales; Aspergillaceae. The record is from RefSeq and is a predicted model, not a curated record. Bases 1 to 1020 code for a protein of 339 amino acids. The transcript has 2 exons.
AUGCCCACUGUCAAUCCCUCCUUCGAGGAGGCUAUCAAGGUCACUCCCCAAGGCGCAAACAAAUACAGCGCCUUUCUCCGACCAGAAUGGUGCAUUGGAACCGUCCCCCACGGUGGUUAUACAACGGCCGUAAUCUACAAGCUGGCCCUCACACAUUUCGCCCACGCCCACCCAAAGCAAUACAAAAGCCCAGCCUCGCCAAUCUCCCUCCAGCUUUCCUUCCUGCGACGCACAGCCUCAGGCCCUGCAACCUUUGAAGUAGAAGACAUCAAGAUCGGAGCCCGCACAAGCACCAUCCACAUCAAGCUCCUGCAACCUUCUGAAAAGAAAUCCGGCACCCUAGAAACAAUGGUAGCCGGCUACAUCACUGUCAGCCCCCCGGAUGCCGAAGUAGGCAUCAGCGCAAAAACAGGCUGGAAGCCUUACCCGUCUCCGCCGGCCGGCUCCCGCCCCGACGGCUCAAUAGAUUUUGCAUCCCUGGCGCGCACCGGUUCCGACGGCGCAUGGCAGAAACUCGAGACGCCGUUCCCGGAAUUCCGCAAAGCAUCCUCGCAGAUCGAGCUGUACGGGCCUGGUGAUGGGGCUACGCAGCAGAAGCGCAAUGGCGGGAUGGGGAUCGAUCAGUGGGCGCGGUUCCGGCCUCAUGGGGAUGUGAAUGGGCGGUGGACGGAUGCCGCCGUUACCUAUUUGAUUGAUAUGUUUCCCAUGGCACUGGACGGGUUCGAUACCAUGUCUGCUACUGCGGCGGCGAGGGAGAACGGAGGCUCUGUUGAGGCGCAGCGGGCGAAGUUUUGGUAUCCUACUGUUACGUUGAAUGUGGAUAUGAAGAAACAUCUUCCUGCUGGUGGGGUGGAGUGGCUUUAUAGUCGGGUUGUUACUAAGGUUGUGAGGGAUGGGAGGACGGAUUUGGAGGUUACGGUUCUUGAUGAAGCUGGGGAGGUUAUUGCACUUAGUACGCAGGUCGGGUUGGCUGUCAGUGCUAGUCGGAAUGUUGGGACGAGGAAGUUGGAGAAGUUGUAG